AUGAUUCUCCAACAGCAAUUAUUUCGAAAACCACCUACUUCGACGAACUGUUUCAGUUUAUCGCUGACUUAUUCAAUACUUCCUCGCAAGACAUCAUGCACCAUUAACAUCUUUAAGCCUGAUAUGGAUAAGCUCUUUGGUGGUAUCUUUGAGCACUCAGGCAUGUUGUCUGUGCUCGUAAAAGGUCAAGCUGUGGAAGUUGAGCUUUCAGAAAUUGAAGGACUGUUCGGACUCACUGCUAUUGAUAACGGACGAUGUCGUUUAUUCAUCAGACGUGUCAAGAAUGACAGUACUGAGUCUCGUGCUCGACCAGCACUCGACAUUGGUCAGCUGGUCGAAAAAAAUGACGAUGUUCUUGUAACUGGUAUGCGGCACUGUGAGGUCGUACCUAACUUUCGAGAUAUCCCAAUAGGCAACACUUUCAAAAUGCUUGUAGUUUCACCAAAACAAUCGGGAUUCUAA
This is a messenger RNA of Necator americanus (New World hookworm), 462 nucleotides long. RefSeq lists its product as uncharacterized. The record is from RefSeq and is a predicted model, not a curated record. NCBI's taxonomy places the organism in Eukaryota, Metazoa, Nematoda, Chromadorea, Rhabditida, Ancylostomatidae. Gene Ontology annotation, molecular function: protein binding. The transcript has a single exon. Bases 1 to 462 code for a protein of 153 amino acids.